Messenger RNA from Beta vulgaris subsp. vulgaris (sugar beet), 1857 nucleotides. Its product is annotated as cytochrome P450 736A117. The transcript is spliced from 2 exons. NCBI's taxonomy places the organism in Eukaryota, Viridiplantae, Streptophyta, Magnoliopsida, Caryophyllales, Amaranthaceae. Bases 41 to 1576 code for a protein of 511 amino acids. Gene Ontology annotation, molecular function: heme binding; monooxygenase activity; oxidoreductase activity, acting on paired donors, with incorporation or reduction of molecular oxygen. The record is from RefSeq and is a predicted model, not a curated record.
UCAUAUCACUCCAGAUGAUAAAAAAAAUCACUCCAAAAAAAUGUCUACAAUUCUUGAAUUCGUAAUAACUAUUUGUUUCCAUCCCCUCUUCCUCCCAUUCAUACUCCUCUUAAUCUUCCUCCACGGAUGGCUGCAUAAAAAUCCUGCCAGAAGCAAAAAUCUGCCACCUUCCCCAAGAAAGUUUCCCAUCUUAGGCAACCUUCACCAGCUUGGCAAAUUCCCACACCGUUCAUUAAAUUCCUUGUCCAAGCGAUAUGGAGAGGUGAUGUUAGUGCACCUCGGCAGCACUCCCUCCUGUGUUGUCUCGUCUGCUAGCGCAGCCCGCGAGAUCCUAAAGACUCAUGAUGUCUUCUUCUCCAAUAGAUCUCAAUCACGCAUCAUGUGCAAGAUAAUUUAUGAUGGCAAAGACAUAGUCUUUUCUCCUUAUGGGGAAUAUUGGAGGCAGAUAAGGAGUAUCUGUGUCCUACAGCUCUUGAGUACUAAAAAGGUUAAAUCCUUCAGGAAUGUCAGAGAAGAAGAGGUAAAUCUGGUCAUUGAAAUGAUUAAGAGUUCAGGAGAGUCACCAGUGAAUAUGAGUGAGAUUUUCAUGACUUUCUCAAGUGAUGUAUUGUGUAAAACAGCCUUUGGAAAGAAGUAUCCUGCAGAAGUGGAAACCACUUUCAAGAAACUUUUGAAGGAGUACGUACAGGUCAUGGCGGUGUUCAGUAUGGGAGAUUUCAUACCCUGGCUUGGGUGGAUCGAUCGACUAACGGGGCUUGAAAGACGGGUGGACAAAGUCGCGAAAGGAUUUGAUAAAUUCCUUGAACAUGUAGUCCAAGAGCAUCUGGAUAGUAAGAUUGAAAAACGAGAGGAUGAGAAAGAUUUUGUGGAUAUUUUGCUGGAUGUUCAGAGGGAAAAUGCUAAUGCUCUUUCCAUGGAUAGCAUCAAAGCCAUUGUACUGGAUAUGUUUGUUGGUGGGACUGACACUACAUAUACGCUACUAGAGUGGACAAUGACAGAGCUUGUGAGGCAUCCCCAAGUUAUGAAGGAGCUGCAAAACGAGGCAAGGGGAGUCAUCCGAGAUAAAUCAAUGGUGUCCGAAGAUGAUUUGGAAACGAUGAAAUACUUGCAAGCAGUGAUCAAGGAGGUACUUAGGAUGCAUCCUCCACUACCAUUGUUGUUGUUUCGGGAAACUUCUGAGGAUGUGAAAAUAAAAGGGUAUGAUAUUGCUGCAAGAACACAAGUCAUCAUCAAUGCAUGGGCAAUACAGAGGGACCCAACUUAUUGGGAGGAGCCAGAGGAGUUCCGUCCAGAGAGAUUCCUGAACUCUUCAGUAGACUUUAAGGGGCAGGAUUUCCAGAUGAUUCCCUUUGGAGCAGGCAGAAGAGGCUGCCCAGGGAUAUCCUUUGCUUUAGUCAUUGCUGAGCUUGUAUUAGCAAAUCUUGUUUGUUCAUUUGAUUGGAAAUUACCCAAGGGAGCAGAAGAUGAGAUUUACAAUGUGCCUGAAAAUGCAGGAGUAAUAAUCAACAGGCGGGAUCCCCUUAUGGUCAUUGCAACUCCGCAUCUUGUAGCUAGAAAAAGUCAAGGGAACAGUUAAUCGACGUUAAAAUCAUCAGAUACACAAGAUAGUGGAUCUAGCUCAUAGGGAUAUUUUCCAGCUUUAAUAUAUAUACGACAAUAGCAGUUCCAUGUCGUUGCUUGUUUGAUCUUUGUAAUUCUUAUGAUUCUCAGAAAAUGAGGCCAUAUUGAUUGUAAUCAUCUUUGACAGGCAAUGAUCAUAAUAAGAGAUCAUGCAACAAUGUCGUUUGAAUUAAGGGUUGUCUGCAAAUUGAUGUCAGGAAGGUUAGAUUCUGGUAAGUAUGGUGUGAUUGUACUUGA